GCGCCACACGGGAGCUCGGCCGUGCGCGGAGCAGCCGAGCCGCCGCCGCCGCUCCCUGCUGCCUCCGGCCGCUUACGCUCCGGGCUCCCCCGCCCGAUCACUGCCCCUCGGCAAACCGACCGCCGGAACCGAGCCCCCCACCGGUGCCCGGGUCCGGUUCGGGAGGUGCCGGGUGCGGCCCCGAAAUCGGGCGAGGGAGCCGGGAUGCUGCUCUCGAAAAUUAAUUCGUUGGCCCAUCUACGUUCCGGGACCGGUGGGGAGCUCCAUACCGCGAAACUACAACCAGGGAAGGAGAAGGAGCCGUUGGAGAAGCUGUACCGGGUGGGCUCGCUGCUGGGGAGCGGCGGCUUCGGUUCGGUUUACUCCGGUAUCCGCCUGGCAGACAGCAUCCCGGUGGCCAUCAAACACGUGGCCCGGGAUCGCAUCUCCGAGUGGGGCGAGCUGCCCAGUGGCACCCGGGUGCCGAUGGAGAUCGUGCUGCUGAACAAGGUGGGCUCCGGGUUCCGCGGCGUCAUCCAGCUCCUCGACUGGUUUGAGCUGCCAGAUUGCUUCGUGUUGGUGCUGGAGCGUCCGGAAGAGUCUCAAGAUCUUUUCGACUUCAUCACGGAGCGAGGUUCUUUGUCGGAGGAGUUGGCCAGGGACCUUUUUCGCCAGGUGCUGGAGGCCGUGCGACAUUGCAACAACUGCGGCGUCCUGCACCGCGACAUCAAGGACGAGAACAUCAUCGUCGACCUCGCCACCCGUGAGCUCAAGCUCAUCGACUUCGGCUCCGGCACCUUGCUCAAGGACACGGUCUACACGGAAUUUGACGGCACACGGGUGUACAGCCCACCCGAGUGGGUUCGGUACCACCGGUACCACGGCCGCUCGGCAACCGUCUGGUCCCUGGGUGUCCUGCUCUAUGACAUGGUCUGUGGGGACGUCCCCUUCGAGCAGGAUGAUGACAUUAUCCGGGGCCAACUCUUCUUCAGACGACGGGUGUCCUUAGAGUGCCAGCAUCUCAUCAGGUGGUGUUUAUCCAUGUGCCCCUCGGACAGGCCAUCUUUGGAAGACAUUUUCAACCAUAAUUGGCUCCAGGGCAUUCACCUGCCUCAGGAGACAGCAGAGAUUCACCUGCACAGUUUGAUCCAGGGGCCGGGCAAGUAGCAGCCCCCACACAUCUAUCUCCUGGCCAGAAGAAGCAAUGAACACCAAACUUCUUCCUUGUGACUCCAGCAGUGAGCAGGGAUCACCAGAUGGGAACACACACCUUGUUCUGGAGCUCAGGACUGGUCUUCAAGGCUUUGGUGGCCACCAUCCA
Molecule: messenger RNA, 1300 nt
Organism: Calypte anna (Anna's hummingbird)
Lineage: Eukaryota; Metazoa; Chordata; Aves; Apodiformes; Trochilidae
Gene: PIM1
Product: Pim-1 proto-oncogene, serine/threonine kinase
Exons: 6
Coding region: 205-1146 (313 amino acids)
Biological process (GO): protein autophosphorylation; negative regulation of apoptotic process
Cellular component (GO): cytoplasm
Molecular function (GO): protein serine/threonine kinase activity; ATP binding
Source: RefSeq, a predicted model, not a curated record